GGGCGGCUCCAUGCGCCACACGUGCGGCCGCGCGAUCGCCGGCCAGGUGAGCCGGAGCCAUGGGGCAGGCGGGCUGCAAGGGGCUCUACCAGUCGCUCUUCGACUACAAGACCGAGAAGUACGUCAUCGCCAAGAACAAGAAGGUGGGCCUGCUCUACCGGCUGCUGCAGGUCUCCAUCCUGACCUACCUGGUGGUUUGGGUGUUCCUGGUGAAGAAGUGUUACCAAGACACCGACACGUCCCUGCAGAGCAGCAUCAUCACCAAAGUCAAGGGCGUGACUUUCACCAACACCUCGGAGCUGGGGGAGCGGCUCUGGGAUGUUGCUGACUACGUCAUCCCACCCCAGGGAGAGAACGUCUUCUUUGUAAUCACCAACCUGGUCGUGACCCCCAACCAGCGGCAGGAAACCUGUGCUGAGAGUGCAAGCGUUCCCGAUGCCCUGUGCUACGAGGACAGCGACUGCCCUCCUGGGGAGCCUGUUGCGGCUGGAAAUGGAGUGAGGACGGGCCGCUGCCUGCGGGAGGGGAGCGCACAGAAGGGCACCUGUGAGAUCUUCGCCUGGUGCCCGGUGGAGACAAUGUCCAGGCCGACGAAGCCACUUCUGGGCGAAGCUAAAGACUUCACUGUUUACAUAAAGAACUUCAUUCGUUUCCCCAAAUUCAACUUCUCCAAGACCAAUGUGCUGGACACCACAGACAGAACUUUCCUGAAGUCCUGUAAGUUUAGCCCCAAGAACCCCUACUGCCCCAUCUUCCGACUGGGCUCCGUGGUCAGCUGGACGGGGAGCAACUUCCAGGAGAUAGCGGUGCAGGGCGGUGUGAUAGGAAUUCAGAUUGAAUGGGACUGUGAUCUUGAUAAAGCGCCUUCUGAAUGUUACCCUCGCUAUUACUUUAACCGUCUGGACAACAGAUUUUCAGGAAACUCUAUCUCUUCCGGGUACAACUUCAGGUUUGCCAAGUACUACCGAGACGCAGCCGGGGUGGAGUUCCGCACGCUGUUUAAAGCCUACGGGAUCCGCUUCGAUGUGAUGGUGAAUGGCAAGGCUGGCAAGUUCAAUAUCAUCCCCACGAUCAUCAACGUGGGCUCAGGGGUGGCACUCAUGGGAGUGGGGUCUUUCUUCUGUGACCUGGUACUCAUCUACUUCAUCAAAAAGAGCCACUUUUAUCGAGACAAGAAAUACGAGGAAGUGAGGGACCUAGAGGUCCUCGCCCAAAUGGCAGAGUCCUCACAGCAGAGCGUGGCCCCGGACGCAGAGGGGCUGGCGGAGCAGCCAGAGGUGCAGGAUGAAGGCGGCGCCCAGAAGGAGAAUGGCUGUGUGUGUGGGCAGCUCCUCCAGCCCGCCAGGUCUGGCCACCAGGGGAACGGAAAGGUGAAUGUGGAGCAGCUGCAGAGCCUGCAGACCGUGGAGGCGUAGCCAGAGGCGUUGGCUGAGAGCAGAUUUGGGAGCAGAACUGUCCACACCUCUGAAGUGGGAAGAGUCCCGUCGUCGUCCACAUGGGACCGGGCUUCCAGGGACAGCACCUCUCCUGAACUUUGGGAUCUUGCUACAAGCUUCUUGUUAUGUGUGUGGGGAGGGGGGCCUCCCAGUGGGCAUAGUGGCUCAUGCAGAAGAGGCCCUAAAGCACAUUCAGUUACCCAUUCAUCCAUGUGGUAAACAGUUUUUGAUGCCGGCUGUGGGCUGGGCCCGUCCAAAAGAUGCUUGAAUGGGACACUGACCCGGCCCUCAGAGGGGAGCACUCAUCUAAUCCCCUUCAGAGCCGACGGACAUGACAGCUGGGCCCCACACUCUGGCCUGCCUCCAGCCACUAGCUGAGACCUGCACCAUUAGCUCUAAAAUCCUCAGAGCAAUUGAUGGCUCCUCAGAGAAGGACCUUGGCCAACACCCAAGCGGACAUUUGGCCUUGCCCCUAGGGCUGAAAUUUAAAGGUGGCCAAGGAGGCAACUGGGAAAGGACUAAAGUGCUGGACCUGUGAGGAGGCAGCCGGCCAUGAGGGGAGGAGAGCCUCUGGAAGCCAGGGGACAGUGUCUCAUCCUGAUAGGAGAUGCAAUUGCCUGUGUGGUUGGGCUCUUGCUGUUCUGUGGAGCUUGUGUUUCCUUGCUUGGCUUCCCUUCCUCUCUCUGAGGCCCCAUCUGAAGGGAUAAUGAGAUGAUGGAUGGUGCUCAAUGUCAAGUGGAAACAGUUGAAGUAAGUUGGUCCUUGACCCCCUCCCUCAGUCGCUGUAAAGCACUGCUACUCAAUGCGUGGUCCGUGGACCCGCAGCACUGGCAUCACCUAGGUGCUUGUUAGAAAUGCAGUCUCAGGCCUCUCCCUCAUCCCCCCAAAUCAGAACCUGCAUUUCAACAGGAUUCCCAGGUGAUUCAUGUGCACGUGAAAGUUUGAGAAGCAGUGCUUGAGGAGAUGUGCAAGGCCUGGUUCUGAAAAGGCCCGCUUUGGCGGGUGGUGUCAAUUUUCGGGUCACACUGACACUCAAGUUACCUCGAGACCAAGCAGAUUCCCUCCUUCCCUGCCCUGUGAAAGUGACAUUAUGCUCAAUUCAUUCAAACUAUUUUGAGUAGGUCAUACGUAAAUGAUUCAAAACUUAAGAGGUACAGAGGAACAGAAGUGAAAAGCUUCUCUUCCACCCGUUCCCCGAGGAAACCUGUGCUACCAAUUCCAAGAGGCUCACCUGUCUUGCUGAGAAUCCACUGGGUUACUCAGGAAACGAACAUUGCCGCCUGCAGUCAGACCAAGUCUCUGCUGUCGGAUGUGAUGGAAUGUGCUGGGCUGAGAAGCCCCUGCGUGAGGGGAAGGGCCUAGAGCUCCACCACUGUUGCUGGAACCACCGGGAGGCCAGGGCCUGCGGCGCUGCCUGUGCCCCCGUGAGCCCCGAUGCUGUCUGAGCACCUGCCUUGCCUCCAGGGAGCAUCCUCUCUGUGAGGACCCUGGUUCUCCUCUGCCCAGAGCAGGCACUUAGCCCCCUUCCCCUGCGGUCUUUGACGAGAGGGUCAGAGGGACGUGGUCCCCAGAACAGGACCCCUUGGAGAACAAGCAGCUCCUCCCCCUGGGUUGCCAGGCGACCUAUCAGUAAGCCCAAACUGCUGCUCUGAUAAGAAAGAGAAACGCAGGUGAUCUGCUGUGGUGUCUCCUUCCUCUCUAAGGCAAACCCUUGGAUUUGAUAACACAGCAUGUUACCUUUAUGUCUGGAAGGGAUCAAAGGGCAGGGGUCCCAGCCACCUAGAAGUUGGUCUGGUUUCAUUUAACCUGUUUUUGGAAUCGCUUGGCAGCAGCCACAUAAUUUGCAGACAGUUGUGCUAUUUGUUUUAUAUUGGAAUGGAAAUGUCUCCCUACAGUUAUUCAUCCAGUCAGUAAAUAUUUAUUGAGUA
This is a messenger RNA of Dama dama (fallow deer), 3364 nucleotides long. RefSeq names its product purinergic receptor P2X 5 (gene P2RX5). Gene Ontology annotation, molecular function: purinergic nucleotide receptor activity; extracellularly ATP-gated monoatomic cation channel activity; ATP binding. The transcript is spliced from 13 exons. The coding region runs from base 60 to 1415 and encodes 451 amino acids. Gene Ontology annotation, biological process: monoatomic cation transmembrane transport; response to ATP. Gene Ontology annotation, cellular component: plasma membrane; nuclear inner membrane. NCBI's taxonomy places the organism in Eukaryota, Metazoa, Chordata, Mammalia, Artiodactyla, Cervidae. The record is from RefSeq and is a predicted model, not a curated record.